CUGGAAGAAGUAGAUUGCAACUACGCUUGGUGCUAUGAACUGAGGGGGAAAUACAGACAUGGAAAAAUAGAAAUACAAUGCAAUGAAACCACAUCGGUGCACAGACGUACAGUACUCGUUAUGGAGCAGCGUAUUGGGGAGCCUUGUGUUUCUGAAGCGGCGAGAGGGCCGAAGUAAGGAUGUCUCAUAAUAUUAGCUAGUCAGCUAAUGUUCAGCAUCCUGUACGAUGGAACUGUAUGAGGAAAGUCCGAAGCUGAAGCAGGGAGAAGAAAUCAAAUUGGAAUAAAAACGAAAAAACGGACCGAUUAGCGAUUCUUUUUUAGCCUUUAGAUUUUUUAUCGGUUGUAGCCGAGGCUACUUGUGCUUAUUUUCACAUUUGUGCUGUCUUUUUUGCCCGUGUAGCCUAUUUCACCGGCUUACGAGUUUCGGGAAAGUGUAAGACUGCAUGCAGAACAGAGUGAAUGGUUUAUUCAGUAUCCGACCCAAAAUGUAACGUCGCCUCAGGAGUGCUGUUACCGGUAAUUAUAUGUGAUUGACGGUGGGUUAACGAGCUUCUAAAAUGUGCAAAGUGAUUUAUACCGCAUAACGCAAUUCCCAUGCAGUAAUUUAAGUAUAGCCAAAACAAACAAAGACGCUAUUCGUAUUUUAAUGAUGGACAAUGGCAGAUAAAAUACUAUGCGCGAGCUAUGCGUUUUAAAACGGAUUGCCAAAAACUCUUGAGAGCGCUGAUAGGCCAUUUUGACAUACGGAAACAAAAGUGUAUAUUAUACAUCAAAAAGGGUGAAUGUGGCAUACAACGUGCAUUACUUGUGGGGUUUAUUUAUAAUACGCGGGUAUUAAAUAGCGCAUUUCACGCGCCAGUUCGUUGCCGCAGCCAGUGUAUAGCCUACAGUAGUCACUGUGCUUUAGAGUUGACACACACAGGUAUUUACCAACCCCUACGAGUUGGACUCGUGAAGUGGAUAAAACUGAAAUGAAGUCGUGCGUUUAGAGAUGGAGAACAGAGAGGUAUCACCUGCCAUCUACACGCCAUCCGGUCUUUAUUUGUGCCCCGGGACGAAGUGUCUAUUUUUAUCUGGGCUGUUCAUGAAGUGUCCUCUAUGGUUGUCUCAGUCGGCACUAUUUUAUGAUCAUAAACAGUAGCCAAUGUUUCCUUUUUGCGUUUGAUUGUGUUGUCACUCUUAGCGUUAUUGCAGCGGAUGGUCCUCAGGGGCAUAGUGUAAUAGAACAAGAACUCCCAAAAAUGAUCGCUUCAGUACUAAUGCUAAGAAAUGAGACCGUAAUUUGAAUUAGAUUCUCAGAUAAUCCUCUGCGGCAGAUGUACAGUGGUGCAAAAGCCGAAAGGUGAGCUUCUAAGCCCUUGGGCCAUAACGCAAGCGUAGCAGAAUUUCUGGCAACGGAACUUCGCAGUUAUUUCAGACUGAAAAUGCAUGUGAUUGAGGCGGUAUAUGGAGAUAAAGUUGAAUGCGGUCUGCCAAUAAAUAUAAAAACUCCCAAAGUUUGGAAAACAUUUUUACAUUUCUGAAAACAUGUAGAUUUAGGAAUGUUUUGUUUUUACCAUUGAUAAGAGGCCAUUUUUUAUUAAUUGCCUGUCUCCUGUCAUAAACUAUCGAUUUUGUGAAUAGUGAGUAAUGGCAGGUUUUUUUUCUAUCCGGCCCUUUUAAUUAAUUCAUUUUUACGUAGGCCUAGUCAUAGCAGUAACCCAACAACUGUACACUGUCCUGUCUGGUAAUCAUAGUUACUGUAAGUUCACUCUGUAAGGUCCAGGCAGCAUGUACAGCUAUAUGGAACUUCUUGCGCCCUGCUGCCAUUAUAUACUCUGCUAACUCUGAUGAGAAAUGAGUACUAAAGUGAAGGCUGACUCAGGAGGACAGGGUGUACUUCCUCUGGGAUUGAAGACGCGAGGAGAAGGUGGAAGAUUGAUAUUCUCCUUGAAAGCUCACUAAAGGCACCUCCGCAUCACCCGAUUGGAAGCUCUGCUUUGGUUGUACAUUUGUGGGUAGUAGGACAUCCACCACGGUGGAGGCGGAGAUCACACUCCCACACUCAACAGAACUUUUUAUACGUAAGCAAAGAAGAUUAUCCAAUGGGGCUUCAGACUUACAAGCAAGUCUAAUGAUGCACACUGGGAACUUUAAUGAACUUUUUAGGCACCAUAACAGACGGAGAACAAGCAAACAAAGGAAGUGUAUAUUUAAUCCCUGGCCACUAUGGACUGUAACAAGAUUGGACCCAUGGACUAGGAUUUGACGGUCCGUAAUCCUGCCUGGACCCUAUUGCCCUGAGCCUGUCGGUCUAAAGUCUAACACAACAGAACCGCAUUCUGUUCUGUUUAACCCCUCAAACUGUAGGUGUCUGUUCUUGUGUAUUGGGGAUUGGAGAGGCUUAAAUUGUGUGGAUUGGAGCAGAGGAAAGCUACACUUUUGACCUUUCAUAGUGCAAACUUGAUGUUGCAGUUGGCCUCAUUGUGGGUAGUUCCCCAAAUUCGAGGUGAUUGUUUGAUAUCUUCCUGUCAUGGGUAAGCAGUUUAUCUCUGGGGUUCCCUGGAAGGCAGCAACACUGAAAUGACUGGAGUGAACUCUUGACAUUGGCUAAUGUGGAGUUCUGUUACUGAGCUGUCCUGCUUCACAGUAGAAGGUAUUAAAGGAUAAAUGUGGCUUUUUCCCCCUUCAAGGUGGGAGAUUUGGCUUCCGCUGUCCUGAUACUUUUUCUUUUUUCUUUUUCAAAGAAUGUAAACACGUGCAAAACUUUUCCUUGUUUUGUGAGAUGCCCAUCCUGACCGUGAACUUUGUGUGUUUAGACAACAUUUGCUUCAAUUUUUUUUCCUUUGAUUCAUUUGUUAUUGGAAUUUCUGGUGGCAGUUAUUCACCGGGCACCGAAAGGAAAUGCAGCAUUCUUGGAACCAGGUCUGUCUGAGCCUUUGCAUGGCUGAGGAUACAUGAACAGGGUUGCUUCUCUGUCAGCCGGGAUCUCUUGCUCUCAAGACCUUCUGCAUGUGUGAGGCUGCUGUCAGGAGUGCAUUAGUAGUGCUUUCCCCAGAGAGACAGAGGCUCGAAGCAGGCUUCACCCACAGCCCGCUCUGAAGCCCCGCGACCCAGGGGCGAUGGGGAGCUCAGCGUCCUCUCUCACCGCCGAGACCGAGUCGGAUCACGGGUUCCGCAGCACCCCCUAUCCGUCGUCGCCCCCUAUGGGCUGGCUCAGGAACAGCCACAGCAGCCCGGUGUGGGGGACCACCUUCAUCUCCCGUCAGCAGCAGGCUCCUAUCCCUCACCGCGAGCGCAGUCACUCUCACUCCCCAGGCUCCAUGGCGGGGGCGGGGGCUGGGGCCGGGGAGUGGUCGUGCGGCCGCUGCACCUUCCUGAACGCGGGCGGCUCGCCGCGCUGCUCCAUCUGCGAGGCCCCGCGGCAGAAGCCCGACCUCAACCACAUCCUGCGGCUGAGCAGCACCGAGGAGCGCGGCUGGGCCUGCCCCCGCUGCACCGUCAGCAACCCGCAGGGGGCGCCCGCCUGCCCCGUCUGCGGCUUCGGCCCCUCCGCCAACGGGCUGCCCCCGCCGCCUCCGCCGCCCGAGCCCCCCAUCCCCCCCGCGCCCCCCGUCCCCUCGCCCGCCUCCCUGGCCAUCCUCCUGGAGCCCCGCGGCCAGCUGCCGCCUCCUCCACCUCCCCCUCUGAGGGAGGACCCGCGGAGGCCCGAGAGCAACGGUGAGUCCUGCGCCCAGGACCCGCGCUCCGGCUGGGCCUGUCCCCGCUGCACCCUCCACAACACCCCCGUGGCCCUGUCCUGCUCGGCCUGCGGGGGCCCCCGUAAGCUCUCGCUGCCCAAAAUCCCCCCCGAGGCCCUGGUGGUGCCGGAGGUGCGCACGCCCGUGGCGGGUUUCCCCGUCCACCCCGCCCCGCUCCUGAUCGACCUGACGGAGGAUUCGCCGCCUCCCCCUUCGGACCCGCCCGAGCCUCCCCGCGCCCCCUCCCAGCCCCCGGUCUCCUCGUUCGGGCCCCUCUCCUCCCUGCAGAACAACCCCGUGCCCCGCAGCCGGAGGGAGGUGCCCCCGCCCGGACGCCCGCCCAACCCGGCCCCCAGCCCCACUUCCCCCUCCGCGAGCGUCCCCUCCUGCCCCCUGCGGGCGCCCAAACCCAAACACCCGCACCCCCAGCCCCAGCCUCAGGAGCCCUUCCCCAACAAGCGGCUGAGCGUCCUAGAGGAGGAGGAGCCCCCCCGCCCGCUCCCGCUGACCCCGCCGCCCUCCUGGAAGUGCCCCGGCUGCUCCCUGGGCGGGGCUUCCAAAUGCGAGUCGUGCCGCUCUUCCCGCGGCGACCUCAUCGACCUGGUGGGCGAGUCGGUGCGCUUCACCCCGGCCAGCCCCUCCAGCCCGGACUUCAGCACCUGGUCCUGCUCCAAGUGCACCCUGCGCAACCCCACGGGGGCCCCCAAGUGCAGCGCCUGCGGCUCCUCCAAGCUCCACGGCUUCCAGGAGCAGCAGCCUCCCCGCUGCCCCCAGUGUGGCCUCCCCGCCUGCUCCUGCUCCUCCUCCUCCUCGGGCUUCGCCGUCAAGGAGCGGGCGCGCAAGCAGGCGCGCCUCUUCCCCUCGCCCGGCCCCUGCGGCCAGGCCCCGGGGCCCCUGGAGAAGGUGGCCCAGUGGGUGUGCCCGGCCUGCACCCUCCUCAACGACCUGAAGGCCAAGCACUGCGCCGCCUGCCACACGCCCCAGCAGUACCUGGCCCUGCGCAAGGUGGCCAAGCCGCUGAAGAGGAGGGAGAGCAUGCACGUGGAGGCCCGGAGACGCAACGACGAGGGCGAGGCCAAGGAGCUCUGGGAGAACAUCGUCAGCUUCUGCAGGGAGAACACGGUGAACUUUGUGGACGACAGCUUCCCGCCCGGGCCGCGGUCCGUGGGCUUCCCGGAGGGAGACAGUGUGCAGCAGCGCGUCAAGAAGUGGCUCCGGCCCCACGAGAUCAACUGCAACAACUUCAAGGACCGCGGCGUGAAGUGGUCCGUCUUCCGCACCCCCCGGCCCUCCGACAUCCUACAGGGCCUGCUGGGAAACUGCUGGUUCCUGAGCGCCCUGGCGGUGUUGGCGGAGCGGCCGGAGCUGGUGGAGAGGGUGAUGAUCACGCGGGUGCUCUGCCAGGAGGGGGCGUACCAGGUGCGGCUCUGUAAGGACGGGACCUGGAUCACUGUGCUGGUGGACGACAUGCUGCCCUGCGACGAGUACGGGUACCUGCUCUUCUCCCAGGCGCAGAGGAAGCAGCUGUGGGUGGCGCUGAUAGAGAAGGCCCUGGCCAAGCUGCACGGCUCCUACUUCGCCCUGCAGGCGGGCCGAGCCAUCGAGGGCCUGGCCACCCUCACCGGCGCCCCCUGCGACUCCCUCAUGCUGCAGGUCAGCUCCACCAACCCCCGCGAGGAGCCCAUCGACACUGACCUCAUCUGGGCCAAGAUGCUCAGCUCCAAGGAGGCCGGGUUUUUGAUGGGGGCGUCCUGUGGCGGAGGCAACAUGAAGGUAGAUGACAUGAUGUACGAGUCACUGGGUCUGCGGCCCCGACACGCUUACUCCAUUUUGGAUGUUCGAGAUGUUCAGGGGUACAGGCUGCUCAGGCUGCGGAACCCCUGGGGCCGCUUCUCCUGGAACGGCAGCUGGUCGGACGAGUGGCCUGACUGGCCCCAGCACCUGCGGCAUGAGCUGACGGCCCACGGCAGCAGCGAGGGGGUCUUCUGGAUGGAGUACGGCGACUUCAUCAAGUACUUUGACUCGGUGGACAUCUGUAAGAUCCACUCGGACUGGCAGGAGGUGCGAGUGCAGAGCAGCUUCCCCAGCCGGGCCAGCGGUCCGGUGACGGUGACGGCGCUGACGGUGCUGGAGAGGACGGCGCUGGAGUUCGCCCUGUUCCAGGAGGGAGGCAGGCGCUCGGACACGGUGGACAGCCACCUGCUGGACCUGUGCAUCAUGGUGUUCCGCGCGUCGCUGGGCAGCGGGAACAAGCUGACGCUGGGCCGGCUGCUGUCCCACAGCAAGCGCGCGGUGAAGAAGUUUGUGGGCUGCGACGUCAUGCUGGAGCCGGGGGAGUACGCUGUGGUGUGCUGCGCCUUCAACCACUGGAGCAUGAGCACCACCGCGGGGGCCCUCACUCCUGUGUCCAGUCCCACCAGCAGUGGGCGCCCCUGCCCAGAUAUCCCCGGGUACAUUCUGGCGAUCUACAGCUCCCGGCAGGUGAUGGUGGAGCAGGUGGAGGCCAUGGCGACCACUUUGGCAGACGCCAUUAUCCUACUGACUGAGAACAAGGGUGAAAGGCACGAGGGCAGAGAGGGCAUGACAUGUUACUACCUGACCCACGGGUGGGCAGGGCUCAUCGUCGUGGUGGAAAACCGGCACCCCAAGUACUACCUCCACGUAUCGUGUGACUGCACGGACAGCUUCAACGUCGUGUCCACGCGGGGAAGCUUGAAGACCAUCGACAGCGUCCCGCCCUUGCACAGGCAGGUGCUGGUGGUCCUGUCUCAGCUGGAGGGGAACGCCGGUUUCUCCAUCACGCACAGACUGGCACACCGCAAGGCGGCGCAGGCCUCUCUGGGGGACUGGACGCCCACCAAGGCCACCCACAGCCCCCAGCUCACGCCCGACAUCGACGGUCUGCACCGGCCCCGGCCGCUAUGACCACGGCCCUGCCCCCCUCUGCCGGAGGAAGAGCCCCGACGCCGCCCGAGGGAGGGGAGCCCCACCCUUCAGGGACCACGCAGAGCCGGGGGGAGGAAGCCGCUCCGCCGCUCCUCCUCCAUUUUAUUUUUCCAAUAUAGAGGACAACUUUCGCCCUGCCAAGUUUGGUUCCUAUUGCACUCGCGCUGGUUCUGACCUACCGCGUACGCGUCAGAGGCCUGAGCCUCUGUGAAGAGAACCGGACUGGACUGCACUGCACUGGACCGGGCUUGUGGGCCCAAACCCAUGAGGUGGAACUGAGACUGAGACGGGGGGACACCGGUAGCAGCGUCCCUCCAGCAGGGGGAGUAGGAGGGCCCUCUUCACGGUCUGCCCCACUGCAAGGUCUGUGCGGGUGGUGCUUAAACUACUGAGUCAGGCCCAUCUGUCCCACUGAGCCAAUCCCCGUAGAGCUGGGGCACACAGCCCUCAGCCCUGUGGAGGGGGACUCCAGCCCGCUGCAGAGCCCGAACACGCUGGUUACGCUGGUCAUCGGGCAAGAAGACCCGUCCCCAGCCUUCCCCCCUCCUCUCGCCCCCACCUCUCAGGCUUUGAGGCACGAGAGCCAAAGCGCUGUGAAUACGGACUGUUGUAACGUUUUUCCAUCGAGUUUGUCAUGGCCGUCGUCUCCCUUCUCCCCGUUUUUAUUUGUGUCUGUUGGUGUGUUUGUGUUUGUGAAAUCAUGAGGUACUCCGAGGUUCAGUAAGGAACCCUUUCCCUCAGGUUUACCAGCGCCCCGCCCCGCCAUGCCUGUGUCACGUCACCCUGCUGUAACCCCGCCUCGCUGCAGCCCCCCCCCGACGGGCCAACUGAAACGAGUCCCGACAUUGCGGGUACAUUUGAAGCGUGGGGAAGGUCGCACUUGAAUGUUUUUCGGUACGAUAAUUCGGUACGGCGGUAGGGAGAGAACAGGCCGCCCGCUUGGUUUCGCCGCAGACGGCUGAGUGACAGCCGAUGUUCUGAGAAGCCCCUUUUCCCGCCUCUGCGCUCCUUACCUGCUGCUGGGUCUGACAGCCGUCGUCACGGCGACAGGAGCAGCCUUCCCGCACGGCCAUUUCUCGAUCGCUGCUCGAUGAUUGCGAGUCAGGGCUUCAAAUUUAGGCUGUCAGAUGAGCGCUGAAAGCUAAGUAGGGGGAGAAAAAGAAGACGUGCUCUGUGAAAAUCCUGACACCUCCUCCUGGAAGCAGUGGGAAUCUCUCAGCUCAAGUCUUUUAAUUUAAUGCGCCCUUACAGUACGAGGGCCUCCUUUCGAAGGCUCUUGAGGGGAAUGCGUUUCCGUGACGCGAAUGCGCCCCUUCCCCUCCCCUCCCUUGACAAUAUUGUGUUUAAAAAUAAGUCUUGCGAUUUUAUUUGUGGUUUUAGUGAGCUCACCGGAAACAAAAAAGAUGUCCACACACUGAAUUUUUGCUCCUACAGGUUUAUUGCUGCAAUGUUUGGACCGGCCUCAGUGUUGGGCGACAUGUCACGUCGAAACAUUUCAAUAAACCCGUGGGAGCAACUAUUCAGUGUACAGACAUCUUUUUUAUUUCCUCUGAUAGUUGCAUAUCUUGUCCUGCACCUGUACCCUACUGGGGUUGGAUGUGCACAACAGCCUUUUUUCCUUGUUCUGUCUGCUCCUUCAAACGAAACCCAUAGCAACGAGGCAGUAAGUAAGAGACCUCAAAAGGUUUGACGCUUGUCGAAGUUAUUUUCCUUCACCCGAAUGCCCCGAGCUGUUGUUGCCACAGGGAAUGGGAUUUCGUCAGUCGGCUCAGCCGUUUGAAAGUGUUUGUGUGAGCGCGCUCAGUGCAGCACCCCCUGGUGUCUCCAGCAGCAGGAAGAGGAAGCUUGUGUUGUGGAGCGGUCAGCCCACAAUCGUCUGAUCUUAUCGCACUCCGGGCUCCCUGUCUAUCCAUACGCCGGGGGCAGUUCGCACAGAUUAGGCACAGUGAUCUGAGGCAGCAAGGAUUUGGCGUCGGCCUACGCUCAUCGAAGAGGGUCGUAAGAAGACCCGAUGCUCUACUGUGAAGGCUCACUAUGGCCCCAUGGGAUUUGUAGUCCUCUAAGCCCAGGCAGGUGCUAGUGGUCUGGUCUCAGCUGGAGGGGAAAGCCGGUUUCUCAAUCAUGCACAGACCCUCUUCGAAGUUUAAGACUCGAUGAGAAUUCCCUGUGUCGUGAGUGAGUGAUGCUCUACCUGCCAAUAACAAUGCAGUGAAAUGGUUGUUGGGAGCGAGUUUGGUCACAAAGUACUGGUUCAUCUCUCUGAUACACGCCCUUGCGGUGUCUUCAAAUGCUGGAUUUGUGAGCUGGGAGAAGAUGGGAGAUGUAGGUGUUGGGUUCUGUAAUAAGCUAAAUUCACUCUUAAUCAAAAACUUGAAAGUUCUAAGCGAGGCGCAAGGUAUGUGGGCGGCACCUGACCGUGAUUCCCUUUUAAGUUCCGUUUGGUUCAUUUUCACAAGGUCUCGACCUUUAUAUGUGCUGGGCAGUUCCCUAUAAAAGUUUCUUAAUAAACUUGAACGAAUGAUCUUGGCCACUGUGUACUGUCUCUCUGCUUUUAAGCGAAUUAUGGUUCGAUCCCUGUGGAAUGUGCAGUUCUGCGACUUCCCCUAGUCUCUUGUUAUUUAUUAAUAUAGAUGGAGUAUAUGGGGUGUGAAAGCACAAAAGUUCGUCGUUUGAAGCUUUGUGAGAUGCAAGGUUAAAGGCUGCACCAAGUGGAUAAAAGUAAGAACUUGAUUUUGGCUGUGACAUUUUUUUUUGUCUUGUUUAUUUUUUUUGCUUGCUUGGCUGAGAAAGCAUACACUGGGAGACUUGAGAAAUCGGUCUUGUCGACAUGGGCAACAUGUGCUGUGUUGAGCACAGUGAUUGUACUUUGUUUUCUGAAAUGUAAUCCAUUAACUUGGCUUCUUUUGUCUCCCCUUGAUUUCCUGUGAAUCACUCUUUAGUUGAGAAACCUGUGAUCAGUCCCCAUAUUGGAAGCAGUGCUGCCCCCUGUUGUUCAGGAGGAACUGUGGCGGGAGAUUGCUGAAGACACCCUCCCUCGAUUUGUAAAUUGUACAAACACCAAUGCAUAAUGUUUGCGUGGUGAAUAAUUUUACCCUGUAAAAAUCAAGCCUACAAUGUAACAAAAUUAAACAAAAAUAGACCACUAUUGGGCAGGAAUGUGAUAUAUGGAAUAUUUUAUCAAUUUUAGAAAAAAUAAUGUAUGAAUUAUGUAUGUAUGUUUAGUUUGCAAACUCAGGUUCUG
Messenger RNA from Conger conger (European conger), 9908 nucleotides. RefSeq names its product calpain 15 (gene capn15). Gene Ontology annotation, cellular component: cytoplasm. Gene Ontology annotation, biological process: proteolysis. The coding region runs from base 3104 to 6646 and encodes 1180 amino acids. Gene Ontology annotation, molecular function: calcium-dependent cysteine-type endopeptidase activity. The record is from RefSeq and is a predicted model, not a curated record. Lineage: Eukaryota; Metazoa; Chordata; Actinopteri; Anguilliformes; Congridae. The transcript is spliced from 12 exons.